Messenger RNA from Aspergillus heteromorphus CBS 117.55, 936 nucleotides. RefSeq lists its product as uncharacterized. Lineage: Eukaryota; Fungi; Ascomycota; Eurotiomycetes; Eurotiales; Aspergillaceae. Bases 155 to 904 code for a protein of 249 amino acids. The transcript has a single exon. The record is from RefSeq and is a predicted model, not a curated record.
UUUUGACGACGGGUUGGCAGUGGUAUACGUCGAGGAGCAUCCAACGCGCGCGCAUAUAUAAGUAUCGCGACUCUUUGCUCGAAAUGACCUCCACAAACACCCCCAAGCCGCCCACCUUCAUCCCCAGUCAUUCUGCUCAACCCCAACCACCACCAUGAAGAUAACCCAACUCCUCCCCCUCCUGUCCGCCACCCUGUCCCUCGCGACAGCCAAUCCCUCCCUCUGCGGUCCGGACGAGGCCGUCAUCUUCCUGAAAAACGGCACCUCGACGACCGUCAAAAAAGCCGAUCUCGCCUCUCACCUGCACGGGCUCAACUUCCUCCCAGCCAACGCAACCAGCGCCCUCCCACGGGUCAUCAAGACCGACUCCCCCCCCUCCAGGAACAACAACACCACCCACGCCAAACGCGGCUCCAGCACAACCCUCAUCGUGCCGCUCUCCGACCUCGACUUCCUCGGCUGGGACGUCAGCAUGUCGACGGUCGUGCACGCCAACGAAGCCGCCGCCACCGUCGCCAUCGCGGCCGGCCAGAUGAUCGCCAACAGCGUGACGACCGGCACCAGCGCCGACUUCACCCUGGUCAAGGACUUCCUGUCCGUGUCCACCAGCACCAGCUACCAGGACACCACCACCAGCACGCUGACCGGCACGGUCACCAUGACGAUCCCCGAGAACAGGUGGGGGGCGAUCGUCAGCAACCCGCUGACGCAUCGCAAGAGGGGCUAUGUCUUUACGGGCGAGCCGGGAAGUGGCACGUUCUCGUACUAUCAGGCCGAUUCGUUUGAUGAUGCCACGUUCUCGUACUCUGGGGGAAGCUUGGCGUGGGUCAAGGGCGUGGUGACUACCUGUUUGGGCGAUACGUAUCCGUUGCCGAAGUGUGAGGGGGAUGGCACGAUUGAGUAAUUCUUUAUAUAUAUAUAUAUAUAUAUAUAUAU